CUGCAGCUCUCUCUGACAAGCAUGGCAGCUCGGAGGAGCCGAGCCGUGCUGCGGUUCUGCGCCGCAGUUGUUUUACUUGAUAUGGCUUUCAGUAAAGGAUUUGUAGAAGAUCUAGAUGAAUCGUUUAAAGAAAAUCGAAAAGAUGACAUUUGGCUUGUAGAUUUUUAUGCACCAUGGUGUGGCCAUUGUAAAAAACUGGAACCGAUUUGGAAUGAAGUUGGUGUUGAGAUGAAAAGCAUUGGUUCUCCAGUUAAAGUUGGAAAGAUGGAUGCUACUUCCUAUUCCAGCAUUGCUUCAGAGUUUGGAGUUCGAGGUUAUCCAACAAUUAAGCUAUUAAAGGGGGACUUGGCAUAUAAUUACAGAGGACCACGAACUAAAGAUGAUAUUAUUGAGUUUGCUCACAGAGUAUCUGGGGCUCUAAUUCGGCCACUUCCAAGUCAGCAAAUGUUUGAACAUAUGCGGAAGAGACAUCGUGUAUUUUUUGUUUAUAUAGGUGGAGAAUCACCUUUGAAAGAGAAAUAUAUAGAUGCUGCUUCAGAGUUGAUUGUAUAUACAUACUUCUUUUCUGCCUCAGAAGAAGUGGUUCCUGAGGUAGUAUUUAAAAUUGGAUUCUAA
Galeopterus variegatus (Sunda flying lemur) is the source of this 615-nucleotide messenger RNA. Its product is annotated as protein disulfide-isomerase TMX3-like. The record is from RefSeq and is a predicted model, not a curated record. Bases 22 to 615 code for a protein of 197 amino acids. Gene Ontology annotation, molecular function: protein disulfide isomerase activity. Gene Ontology annotation, biological process: peptidyl-cysteine oxidation. The transcript is spliced from 8 exons. NCBI's taxonomy places the organism in Eukaryota, Metazoa, Chordata, Mammalia, Dermoptera, Cynocephalidae. Gene Ontology annotation, cellular component: endoplasmic reticulum.